AUGUGCAGAUUUUGCUUGCCAAGGAGUGCAGAGUCUUGUUCCUUUUCUUAUGCGCAGUCCCUUGUGCCACGAGAGGAGAUCCAGGAGCACGGUCGCUGGCACUUGGCCACAUGUCUUGCCUACGAGUCUGUCCAGCUCAAUGCCAUCAUCCUGACAAACCUCAUCAACUCCUGUGCCAGAAAAGGUUUCUGGGCCUUUGAUUUGCCUGAAGGGGAAGGGAUUGACUACCAUUGUUCUCAUACUUCAUCUUUGGGCUUUUGGGAAUGGUCCGUGUGCCUCCUCAGCGUGAAGACCUGGAGCGUCCAGGCUGACAUUCUGCUCCAGAAUGCUGCCUUGCGAGCAUUCGCGGGAGCGUCCACAUGGGCAGAGGCAGUAGCUGGCUUGGAUGCCAUGGAUCAACGAUCUUUGGCGGCGGAUGUGUACAGUGCCAGUGCAGUUCUGAAGGCAUGCGAAUCAGGGGGAUGGCGUGUUGCAGCUGAGCACCUGCGAAGCUUCCUUCAGCUGGAGUUGGAAAUGACAGCUGUGAACUACAACGUGCUCAUGAGAACUCUCGAAACCUUCACGAAGUGGCAGCAGCCCCUGGAGAUCAUUCAUGGUAUGAAGAAAGUGGGCAUUGAGAAGACAGUCAUCUCUGUGGCUUCUGCUACUGCCGCAUGCGGCAAUGCGGAGCGAUGGCAGCACGCACUUGCAGUAGUACAUGGUGCGCUCUUGCAGCGGCUUCGAACCAACUUGAUCGCAUGCAAUGCAGCUGCCAGUGCAUGUGAGAAGCCAGGUCAAUGGAGGCAAGCGGUGCAAUGGGUAGUGGCCAUGCGUCACAGCGGGGUACAGGAAGACUGUAUAUCCUGCAAUGCAGUCAUGAGCUCGCUGGAAAAGGGCGGAAUCUGGCAGAAGGCUCUGGAAGUGCUUGACUCCGGGUUUCAGCAAUUUGAAGCGUCUGUGGUCACCUUCAGUGCCGUGAUCAGCUGUUGUGAAACGGCUAGCCGUUGGCUCGAAGCGCUGGAGGUGCUUCGUUGCUUGCCCAAGUCCAGGCUGACCGGCAAUUGCUACACAUUCAACGCAGCAGUCAGCGCCUGUGAGAAGGGUUCGUGUUGGCUUGGAGCCGUUUGGCUGCUGUAUGAGAUGAAGAUGGCAGCAUGGCAGCUAGAUAUGAUCUCCUACAACGCGGCAAUAAGCGCCUGCUCCAGCAGCAGUCAGUGGAGAAGCAUCUUGCUGCUGUUUGCCGAAAUGACUCUCUGGGAGCUUCAGAAGGAUGUUACCACAUAUGAAGCAGCCGUCGGGGGAAUGGAGAGGGGUGACUGCAGUCUUGAAGCAAUUGUGCUUCUGCAUGAUCUGGAGGCGCAGUAUCUGGAAGCCUAG
Messenger RNA from Symbiodinium pilosum, 1356 nucleotides. Lineage: Eukaryota; Dinophyceae; Suessiales; Symbiodiniaceae. The record is from the annotation of a GenBank genome assembly.